Cryptomeria japonica (Japanese cedar) is the source of this 2994-nucleotide messenger RNA. RefSeq names its product UDP-glycosyltransferase 85A8-like. The coding region runs from base 337 to 834 and encodes 165 amino acids. The transcript has 3 exons. Lineage: Eukaryota; Viridiplantae; Streptophyta; Pinopsida; Cupressales; Cupressaceae. The record is from RefSeq and is a predicted model, not a curated record.
AAGUUGAAUGGUUGAAAUAAUUUUAUUUCAUCAUUGUGGGAAGCUGCCAGAGAUCUUGAAUUAACCUUGAUUUGGAGCGUUCUCCCAUUUGUGGUCGACUGCCCUGGCUCUGUUCGACAAUGAUGACCUCGAUCCCAAGCCCUCGACACGCAGUAGUGGUGCCCUUUCCUAGUCAAGGCCAUGUCAAUCCCCUCAUGCACUUUGCCAAGCUCUUGGCCGUCAGGGGAUUCUUCGUAACUUUCAUUAGCACAGACUGGAUGGAACAGAGGAUCUUCAAAACGCUGUUUUCUGGACUUUCUGCACCUCUGCCGCCAUCGUAAUGUCAGCUCUCGCUUCAUGUCUUGCACCCACCAACUAGCCACUUCGCUGGCUCUGCCUCCCGUUGUUUUCUGGACCUUCUGCACCUCUGCCGCCAUCGUAUUCGCCAAUUGUCGGAUGCUUCUGGAGAAGGGAUACAUUCCAAUAAAUGUGAAGGAAGCCCGGCGGCCGGAAAACCUUAUCACUUGUCUUCCGGGUAUGAUUCCCCGACAAACGGACCUUCCGACUGCUUUCAGAGUUGAAGACACGGCCGAUUCAACGUUUCAAUUGAUGAUGUACGAAUCCAAGAUUCAGAACAAAGCAGAUUAUGUGCUUAUCAAUGCGUUUGAAGAGCUGGAAGACCCCGAGGCUGCAGAGGGGCUCUCCAAAGGCUACCCUGCUCUGCCCAUCGGCCCUGUCUCCCUUCCCGACUUCCUCCAAGCGACUAAAUCCUCUGUAAUAAGACAUAUUCAUCGACCUUUAAUGUUAUGUGCAAAAUUGCAUGUCGAGCCGAACCCUGAAAUACAAAAGGGUUAAAGAUUUUUCAGAGUAUUGAAAACCCAAAGGAAUUUGGACGCUUGAGGACUUUCAAGAUCCCAAAAAGGGAAUGAACAGCUCUCAACAUAAUUGAAAGUAAACUUUUAUGGAACGCCACAGUUGCAGAUGUGUACGCUAAACGUGGAAGCACACACAUGGCAUGCGAUCUGUUUGACAGAAUUCCUGAAAAGAAUAUGAUCUUUUAAAGUAUAAAAAAAGCACGUAACUCAUGUGACAAAAUGGCUCAAAGAAAUGUGGUGUAGGCCUUGCAGGUUAAAUAGACAAGGCAUGUGACUGUUUGAUAGAAUGUUUCAAAAGAAUGUGGUUGCGACCAGCUGAGAUAAGGUCUGCAAACCGUUUGACGAAAUGACUCGAAGAAAUUUUAUGUCAUCCGACGCCCAGAUUGGAUGAUCGAGGAAGAGAUUACCAGAUGGGGUUAGAUGAAGAGGAGAUAUUUUAUGUUUUGCUAUUGCUACUAAGAUGCAGUUUUUUAAAUUUAUUGCGAAGACAACUUUAAUAUCUAUCUACAGUUCUGAGAAAGGAUCUUCAAGUACUGGUUUAAUAGCUUGUGUCAUUCGUGACUCCAGCUCGCGGAAGUUUUAUCAUGAAGGAGAGACAAAGGUUUUGGCAGAUGGAGUGGUUAUUUGUAUGAAUUCGAUGAGAUGAGGAUAAAGUACAGAGUUAAUUUUCAUGGGGUAAUGGAACAAGAAACAAUAUCCAUAACAAAGGUAAGCCUUACAAUUGUUCUCUGCUGAAAACAGUUCUUUCCUGAUUUGAUCUUUUUCUCAUUUUGAAGGAUGUCCGUAUCUAUGAUCAAGAUAAGCUUAUUGCGAGUCAUGUUACAGAGAAAAUGUGAAGGCAGGGCAAAGAACUAAGGAUUCGGAUACCAUGGGUAGAGAAAACUGGCUUAAAAGAUUCAUUGAGUACUGCUGAGUAAACUGCAAGCCUAGACUAUCAAAUGUUGUUCCUAACAUGUGACAAAACAAGUUAUUUUAGGAUUAGACAACGAUUGUACCAACAGGCCAUGAAAGCUUGGAAGCUACUCCUGUACUAAUUACUGUGAAUUCCAUUGCAAAGAUGUGAUUGUCACCUCUGGAAACAGAGAAACAUGUAACAGUAUCCUUAAGCCAGUCCUGCUAACAGCAGGAUCUGCAGCACACAAUACAAGAGUAGUCAAGAAAAGCAGCAAAACCCAAAACUAAAGACAAUUGUAUUGCAGCAUACAAGAGUAAAUGCAAACUCCAGGUCUUUAUUAGCCACCUCGAGCCCUGGCUGUAAAGGAAUUUCAACAGACAGCUCUUCAUUUUUUAGUAUUACAUGUAGCCACCAUGAUUACCAUAUAACAUAGCAAAAGUUGAACUUAAAAGGUUAAAUCGAAGAUCAAGGGUGGCAAAGGCAAAUGAUGGUGGCAAUCAUGAGCCUGUUAAAGGAAAUGAUUUUGGUCUCAAGUUGGAGGAUAUAUUGCAAGGUGUCCUGAUGGAAACCCUAAAUACAUAUGGAUGCAGAAUGUUGAAAUUUUCAAAGAAGCAAAAAAUAAGCUGCCUAGAAGAUGCGGAGUUAUCUAAGUACUAUUUGUACAUGGGAAUAAUAGAGUAUAUCAACACAGGAGGAUUAUUUACAAAUCAUGUGCUAAUAGGACUUCCAAAUCAAAAUAUGAUCAGGAAGUGCAGGCAGAGACAUGCUAUGACCAAGAGAAUAAUUGGCACCUUUGGCAACCCAAACUAUAAUCCUGAAUUACUGAGCAUCUUCCAUUGAAUGAGAGAUUCGCUUACUAUACUAUUGACAAAUGUUGCCUGGUCACUAUAGUGAGGGAUGGAAUGAAUCUCAUUCCAUCUAAAUACAUUAUUUGCAGGCAGAGAAAUUCUAAAUUAGACAAAAUCUUAAUCUUCCAUAAAGAAGAGCAUGCUGGUUGUUUUAGAGUUAAUUCAAUUCCCUCCUCCUCUUAGUGUAGCCAUCAAAGUCAAUCCCUGGAAUAUUGAUUUAGUGACUGAGCCCAUGGGAAACCAUUGUUAUCCCUGAGUCUGAAAAGCAAGACACCGGAAACACUAGAGAUGUGUGACCACCCAUGAUGUGGGGUAUGGGGCACAUAGUUUCUUUUCCAAGAUUUGGAUAGAGCAUGUAGGACUACUUGAAAUUGCCAAAUUGUUUCGACAAGGAAGG